Molecule: messenger RNA, 339 nt
Organism: Rangifer tarandus platyrhynchus (Svalbard reindeer)
Lineage: Eukaryota; Metazoa; Chordata; Mammalia; Artiodactyla; Cervidae
Source: the annotation of a GenBank genome assembly
AUGCACCCGGCGGCGGCGGGGGUCCCGGUGGGCAUCCGGGCGCUGGAGGCGCGCCGGCGGUGCGGGGCGGUGGGGGGCGGGGGGAGGUUCUCGCGGCCACCUGCCUCGCCCCGAGCACUCACCCCGGCUCCCUGGUGCUGCGAUGCGCCUCUUCGGCUCGGCCUCUUGCAGCAGUGGGAUCCCCCUUCGUGGGCGGCAGGCAGGGUCCUGGGUCUCCAGGCGCGCGGGUCCCCGCGUGCGCCCUCCGCGCGAGACGUGUCCCGUCGCUGCCGGACCCACACCGCCCGCCGAGGUGUGCGGAGAGAGAACUUGGGCUUGCUUUGCCCAAGCCGUUUCUAA